AUGGCCUCUUUGAUGCCGGUUCCUGCUCCGCCUCGAACACCCACACCUCCCCCUGAUGAGAGCACCCUUCAGGGUGGUCUGGGCUUAGAUGGCAUUCCACAUGCUACAGCGACUGAGAUCCUUUAUGAUCCCAACUCACUCUCUCCAGCUGAUCCCAAUGCUCAUUUUGGCUCAAUGUCCGCCAACAUGGUCUCUCCCGCCGGUGCCAAUUCAGUGUACAGUCCAAUGUCUUUGGAAAGUGGAAAUAGUGAUAUCUCAAGCCCUUUCAAUUUCCAGACAACCACACUUGCAAAGUCUCCUGUUGUGAAGUCGAAUAUUGGUCAGAGACGUGGUCACAAAUACAAGCAUAGCAGUGUCUCUCAUCAGAUCUUCCUGGAGCCUCCUCCCAGAGCACCACUAUCGUUACCAAAUUCCCUGCCUAUCCCUACAUUUGCCGAAUGCUGCGCAAGCAUGUCGAAAGAUCAGAAGACAAGGUUCUGGUGGAGUUUGUGUCACAUCUCGAUUGCAGGGUAUGCAAUGUGGAGUGCGUCUGGGUCAUCAGCCAUGGAGGCGCUAUCACACCUCCUGAUAUACGAUUCGCUUGGAGCGCUGAUAUGUGUGGUUGUGGAUGUACUCAGCAAUUUCGAGGUGUGGAAGCGGUCAAGCAUUCGUCAUCCUUUUGGCCUCGAGAGAAUGGAGGUUCUCUGUGGCUUCGGGCUCUCCAUCUUUUUAGUCUUUACUGGCUUUGACCUGAUCUCUCAUAAUGCAAAACAUGCAUUGGAAGGGAUCGGACACACUCCACACCAUUUGCAUAAGCACGAAAGAGCCUCUGCAGGCUCGGUCGAUGUAACAGCAGUGCUUGCCCUAAUGUCGACUUUGAUCUCUGCUGUUGGACUUGGGAACCAUGCAAGGAUUGGAAAAGCAAUGCGGUUUGCUGCCAUCGAGUCCCUACCACCGCUCCUCAGCAACCCUUCACACUUCCUGACGCUUUCCUGCUUGGCUAUAUUGCUCCUAUUGCCGCUUCUCUCUUUAAAUGCCUACACAUGGAUCGACAAAGCGCUGUCGGCGACGAUGGCGGUGUGUAUGUGUGCACUUGGUGUUCGGCUGGCGAAAACACUUGGAUCGAUGCUACUCAUGUCAUAUUCUGGACCUGGAGUUCAAGAUGUGAUUCGAGCGAUCGAGACCGAUUUUGCUGUGACGAAGGUCGAAGACGCCAAAUUUUGGCAGGUCCACUAUGGACUUGGAAUGGCUAACCUGAAAUUAAGGGUCAGAGGCACGGAAGACAGCCUCUUAAAGUUACGAGAACGACUUACCAGUUUGAUACGCAACCAACUAGGUGGUGGAUAUGGUGGAGGCGGGCAAAAAUGGGAGGUUUCUGUCCAACUUAUCACAGACGACCUCCGCGCCAGAUGA
Molecule: messenger RNA, 1392 nt
Organism: Endocarpon pusillum Z07020
Lineage: Eukaryota; Fungi; Ascomycota; Eurotiomycetes; Verrucariales; Verrucariaceae
Exons: 2
Coding region: 1-1392 (463 amino acids)
Biological process (GO): intracellular zinc ion homeostasis; transmembrane transport; zinc ion transport
Cellular component (GO): membrane; Golgi apparatus
Molecular function (GO): zinc ion transmembrane transporter activity
Source: RefSeq, a predicted model, not a curated record